UAUGUUUCGAGUAAGCCGAGCGAUUGUCAAGGUUAUCGGGUAUCAGCGCGCCGGAAUCGUUGAAUCUAGAGUGCAGAACCGGUAAAAUGAGCAUUGUCAAGCUACUUACUCGUGCAACUGCGUCGUCAACAACACGUUUCCUAACACGGAGCAUAAAAACCACUGCAAUCAUGCCUGCAAAGGAAGGUGAUAAAAUACCCAGUGUGGACUUGUUUGAGAUGACCCCAACAAAUAAAGUCAACCUCAAUGACAUUUCCAGCAACAAGAAGAUUAUAGUUUUUGGUCUUCCUGGAGCUUUCACUCCUGGAUGCUCAAAGACGCAUUUGCCUGGAUUUAUUGAAAAGGCAGAAGAAUUAAAGAAGCAGGGUAUUAGUGAGAUCUUUUGCAUCUCUGUGAAUGAUCCCUUUGUUAUGGACGCCUGGGGCAAGUCCAUGAAUGUUGCCGGAAAGGUGCGCAUGUUGGCCGAUCCUUGCGCGGAAUUUGCCAAGGCUAUGGACAUUGCACAGGAUAUUCCUGCGCUUGGUGGUACCAGGUGCAAGCGUUUCUCAAUGAUCGUCGAUCAUGGCGUUAUUCAUAAUAUUCAGGUGGAACCGGAUGGUACUGGCUUGAGCUGCUCUCUGGCGCAGAACCUCAAAUUGAAAUAGACACGCCAACUCAUUUUGUUUCAAAUGACAUGUAAAUUCUCUUGUCAAGCAAUAAUUUUAUCAUUUUAUGGGAAUAUGCAAUAGAUAUUUGUGUUUGAA
This is a messenger RNA of Dalotia coriaria, 743 nucleotides long. RefSeq names its product Peroxiredoxin 5 (gene Prx5). Gene Ontology annotation, cellular component: mitochondrion; peroxisome; cytoplasm. The transcript has 3 exons. The record is from RefSeq and is a predicted model, not a curated record. Gene Ontology annotation, biological process: cellular response to oxidative stress; cell redox homeostasis; hydrogen peroxide catabolic process. Gene Ontology annotation, molecular function: thioredoxin peroxidase activity. Lineage: Eukaryota; Metazoa; Arthropoda; Insecta; Coleoptera; Staphylinidae. The coding region runs from base 87 to 644 and encodes 185 amino acids.